UUUAUGGUAACGACAACAUUUUGAAUUAUUAUAAUUUCCCGCACGUGUAAAUUAUUGUAUAUAACGUAAAAUUACGGUAUUUGCAAAAAACACCGAUUUUAUUUACGUUAACGUGUUGCGUUAUGGCCGUGAUCCAGAUUGCGUGUCCUGUUAUUGCGCGGGAACUUGCGGUAUUUUUAGUUUAUUAGUCGCAAGUUUAUUUCUGAUGCGUCGGUUUAUUGUUUUUGUUUUCAUAGCAUACAAUGGUUUUUAGCAUGAUGAUAAGUACGUAAGAAUUAGUUAAAAAGUGAACGUGAAAAUAAAAAAUGAGUGAGCAAGAAUUAUCAAGGGAUGGAGGGACAGACAUUGGUUUACCGCCGCCUGCUCCAUCAUCCACUUCGUCGGACAAUGCUUCAAUCAGCACAACAGCAUCAACAAUACCAAGAGGACCUGAACAUGCAAGACCUACAACUCUGCCCAAGCCGUCCGGGCUGAAACAACCUUCAAAGAUUGGACGACUGUGUUCCAACGCUGCACCCAAGCCUGCUAUUCCCAUCUCACCUCGAUCUGACGUCAGCUCAACGGACACCCUGAGGAAAUCGAGCGACGACUAUUCGCGAAAACAUUUAUCAGAUUUGAUCGAGGCCGAAGAAGACGAGGUGUCGAGCAGUCUACCCGAUAGGCAUCGCAUGUUUAGAAAGGCAUCCACCGCUAGCAGCUCCUUCAGCGGCAACUCGAUGGACGCACUUUGGGAGAAGCAUCCCCGCCGCCUCAGCGAGGCAGGCCUGCGGAGGUCCUCAGACCACAGCGUCGUAUUAACAGAGGACACAGAUAGCUUCAUAAUUGGGGAAAGGGUUUGGGUAGGCGGGACUAAGCCUGGCCAAAUAGCGUACAUUGGCGAAACACAAUUCGCACCUGGAGAUUGGGCCGGUAUCGUCCUCGACGACCCAAUCGGUAAAAACGAUGGAUCUGUUGCGGGAGUGAGAUAUUUCCAAUGUCCGGAAAAGCGGGGAGUAUUCUCCCGAUUGACGCGGCUGACCCGAGCGCCGCUGGUAGGGCACGCCGCUCACGACGCAUCGCCGGUCUCCGAUGCCGGCAGCGUGUUCGAACGACCACCUUCAGGUGCUGCGAGGCCCAGGCGCACGCUCUCUCCUAAUGGAAGCGUUCGCAGUAUCGUUAGCAGUAAGAUGAAUGCUUCGAUUUCAGCAACAGCGAACGGAGAACUUCGCCUGGGGGACCGCGUUAUAGUAUCGAGUAGUCGCGGCAGUAAAGCAGGGAUUUUGCGUUAUGUUGGAGUUACCGAAUUUGCGACUGGGGUUUGGGGCGGCGUCGAACUCGAUGACCCUCUCGGAAAAAACGACGGUUCCGUUGACGGGAAGAGGUACUUCGAGUGCGCACCACGUUUCGGCCUUUUCGCGCCGAUUUCGAAAGUAUCGAAGUCGCCGUCGAAUAGGAAGCCGGGCGCAAAGUGA
Molecule: messenger RNA, 1451 nt
Organism: Papilio polytes (common Mormon)
Lineage: Eukaryota; Metazoa; Arthropoda; Insecta; Lepidoptera; Papilionidae
Product: restin homolog
Exons: 9
Coding region: 306-1451 (381 amino acids)
Source: RefSeq, a predicted model, not a curated record